Megachile rotundata (alfalfa leafcutting bee) is the source of this 1537-nucleotide messenger RNA. It is a transcript of the gene Coq2, whose product is annotated as ubiquinone biosynthesis protein COQ2, mitochondrial. The record is from RefSeq and is a predicted model, not a curated record. Gene Ontology annotation, molecular function: 4-hydroxybenzoate polyprenyltransferase activity. Lineage: Eukaryota; Metazoa; Arthropoda; Insecta; Hymenoptera; Megachilidae. Gene Ontology annotation, biological process: ubiquinone biosynthetic process. Gene Ontology annotation, cellular component: mitochondrial inner membrane.
GUUUUGUUACAAAGCAUGACGACUUAACCUUGUAACUUUGGUUUGCCAAAUCAAUUAUAUAAUGUAAGGAAAUGCUGACGAAUUUUUCUAAACAAUGUCGUAAAAAUGAUAAAACAAAAAUACUGAUAUCAUAACUACGUAACCGCACAAAAAAAUGUGCAUUUCUAAUGAAAUAAAUUGAAUCGAAACAGAUUGAGGUUAUACAGAAUUCAUGAAUAUCGUUUACAACGAAUAGAAAACACAAAUAAUGAUAACAGUGCGGUGGUGUCAUCACUUAUUUCGGUCUGGCAAAUGUUUAAUCUCUAACAUUCAAUCUAGUCAAAGCAAAUGUGUUAUUAAUUACUUAUAUCCUUGUAAUGCAAUUCAUGUAUCAUCUUUCGCGCACGAAAAACAACAUGCCGAAAAUUACAAAAUAUCAAAGCAAGAUGUACUAAAACCUGCUAAAUCUACAUUAAAUGACAAAGAUGGAACAACGCAAUUUAAUACAACAAAUGUGUGGUCACAACAAAAAAAUGCAACAUUUGCCGCAAAAAUAGUUAAUAAUGCUCCACCCAAAGUUCAACCGUAUUUGAAACUAAUAAGAAUGGAUAAACCCAUAGGAUCUUGGCUAUUAUUUUGGCCAUGCGGCUGGAGUAUAGCCAUGGCAGCAUCACCAGGUGCACUACCAGAUUUACAACUGCUAGCUCUUUUUGGAGCAGGUGCAUUUAUUAUGCGUGGUGCAGGAUGUAUCAUAAAUGAUAUGUGGGAUCAAGACAUUGAUGGAAUGGUAACCAGAACAAAAGAUAGACCAUUGGUUACUGGAGAAAUUUCACCUCUACAAUCAUUGAUUUUUCUUGGAAGCCAAUUAACUUUGGGAUUACUCAUAUUAUUACAACUCAAUUUAUAUAGUAUUAUAUUGGGUGCAAGUUCAAUAGUAUUAGUAAUAUUAUACCCUGUCAUGAAAAGAGUAACGUAUUGGCCACAAUUAAUACUUGGAAUGACUUUUAAUUGGGGUGCUCUUUUGGGCUGGUCUGCUGUGCAAGGGUCAUGUGAUUGGUGUAUAUGUUUACCGCUUUAUAUUUCUGGAAUUUGUUGGACACUUUUAUAUGACACUAUAUACGCACACCAGGACAAAAUGGAUGAUCUCAUAGUAGGCAUAAAGUCAACAGCCUUAAAGUUUGGCAGUAAGACAAAAACUUACCUAUGUGGAUUUAGCAGCGUUAUGAUAGCAGGUUUAAUUAUGUCAGGAGCAUUAGUUUCUCAAACUUGGCCGUAUUAUACUGCUGUAGGAAUAGUUGGUACUCAUCUUGCCAAUCAGAUUUAUAAUUUAAAUAUUGAUAAUCCUGCAGACUGUUCAAAAAAAUUCAUCUCCAAUCAUAGAAUAGGAAUAAUUCUGUUUGCAGGAAUAGUUUUAGGAAAUAUCAUAAAAGAUUCUAAGCAUAAGAAAGAUGCUGUUGUUGUACAGAAAUUACAAAAACAAUCUACUUUGACUGUAUAGAAAUAACAUUAAUUGCAUUAUUUUAGCGAAUAUAUGUAUGUACAUAUGCGCGUGCACCAC